Messenger RNA from Impatiens glandulifera, 1203 nucleotides. RefSeq names its product ubiquinol oxidase 3, mitochondrial-like. Gene Ontology annotation, molecular function: alternative oxidase activity. Gene Ontology annotation, cellular component: mitochondrion. The transcript is spliced from 4 exons. Gene Ontology annotation, biological process: alternative respiration. The coding region runs from base 48 to 1043 and encodes 331 amino acids. The record is from RefSeq and is a predicted model, not a curated record. Lineage: Eukaryota; Viridiplantae; Streptophyta; Magnoliopsida; Ericales; Balsaminaceae.
CAAAUUCAAAUUAUCAUUUUCUUUUUCCGAUUCAUUAAUUUACUAAAAUGUUGGCCAACAACCGCAACGCCAUAAACAAGCUGUCGGGAUUACUUCUCCGGCAGCAGCUGAUCAGCAGACAAUUCUCCUCCAAUCCCACAAUUGCUCUUGUCGGCGGCGCCGCCAACAAGUCUUCAUCCAUACCUGCUACAAGGAUAACUGUUCUAGGUUCUCGGAGCUUCAGCAGCUCCGGCGGAACUCCGGCCGACGGGAAAGAUGAUGAACAGAAGAAGACGGACGGAAAAGUCAUAUCCAGUUACUGGGGCAUUGCUCCACCCAAGAUGACCAAAGAAGACGGCUCCCCAUGGAAAUGGAACUGUUUCAGGCCAUGGGAAUCUUACAAUCCAGACGUCUCCAUUGACGUGAAGAAGCACCACUCUGCCGACAAUUUCACUGACAAAUUUGCUUACUGGGCCGUUCAAGUCGCCAAAUACCCAACUUACUUAUUCUUUCAGAGACGACACAUGUGCCACGCCUUGUUGCUGGAGACGGUGGCAGCCGUCCCAGGAAUGGUGGGAGGAAUGCUCCUCCACUGCAAAUCACUUCGGAGGUUCGAGCAUAGCGGCGGAUGGAUCAAAGCUCUCUUAGAAGAGGCUGAGAACGAGAGGAUGCACCUCAUGACGUUCAUCGAACUCUCCAAACCUAAGUGGUACGAGCGGGCAUUGGUUUUCGCCGCCCAAGGUGUUUUCUUCAACGCCUACUUCGUGACUUACUUAGCCUCCCCAAAGAUCGCACAUCGGAUUGCGGGUUAUCUAGAAGAAGAGGCAGUUAACUCCUACACCGAGUUCCUCAAGGACAUUGAUAAUGGAAAGUUUGAGAAUAUUCCCGCGCCGGCUAUUGCAAUAGACUAUUGGCGCCUCCCAGCAGAUGCUACCCUCAGGGAUGUGGUCGUGGUGAUUAGAGCAGAUGAGUGUCAUCAUCGCGAUACAAACCACUUUGCUGCGGAUAUCCAUGUUCAGGGCCAUGAACUCAAAGACUUCCCUGCUCCGCUCGACUUUCAUUGAUAAAAAAAGCUUCACUAUUUAUCAUUUAUUAUGUAUAUAUACAUAUGUCAAUAUUUCCAGGCGAUUGAUUGAUCAAUCUUAAAUAAGAUUAUUUGUAACCUGAAUAAUAUCAUGUUUCAUACAUACAUAUAUAAUAGUUUGAGAGUUUAUUAAAGGAUUA